This is a messenger RNA of Vombatus ursinus (common wombat), 945 nucleotides long. Its product is annotated as olfactory receptor 5D14-like. Gene Ontology annotation, cellular component: membrane. The record is from RefSeq and is a predicted model, not a curated record. NCBI's taxonomy places the organism in Eukaryota, Metazoa, Chordata, Mammalia, Diprotodontia, Vombatidae. Gene Ontology annotation, biological process: sensory perception of smell; G protein-coupled receptor signaling pathway. Gene Ontology annotation, molecular function: G protein-coupled receptor activity; olfactory receptor activity; odorant binding. The transcript has a single exon. Bases 1 to 945 code for a protein of 314 amino acids.
AUGGUGAUCACUGAAAGCAAUCAGAGUUCUGUGAUCACAUUUAUGCUCUUAGGAUUCACAGAUUAUCCAGAGCUCAAAGUUUUCCUUUUCCUGGUAUUCCUGGCCAUGUAUAUCAUUACAGUCAUAGGAAAUCUUGGCAUGAUCUUAAUCAUCAGAAUGAACCCCAAAUUGCAUACCCCCAUGUACUAUUUCCUUAGCCAUCUGUCAUUUGUGGAUUUCUGUUACUCUUCCAUUGUCACACCCAAGCUUUUGGAAAAUUUAGUUAUGGAAGACAAAAGCAUAUUUUAUUCCAGUUGCAUGCUGCAAUAUUUUUUGUCUUGUACUGCAGUGGUUACAGAGUCCUUCCUACUUGCUGUGAUGGCCUAUGACCGCUUUGUGGCCAUUUGUAAUCCCCUUCUCUACACAAUUGCCAUGUCUCAGAGACUUUGUGCCCUACUGGUGACUGGAUCCUAUCUCUGGGGCAUGUUUGGUCCCUUUGUACUCCUAUGCUUUGCCCUACAAUUAACAUUCUCUGGCUACAAAAUCAUCAAUCACUUUUUCUGUGAAUAUACUGCUCUCAUUUCUGUCUCCUCCUCAGAUAUCCGUACCCCACACUUACUGCUUUUUGGUUUUGCUACCUUCAAUGAGGUAAGUACCCUCAUCAUCAUCCUUGCCUCUUACACCUUUAUUUUUGCCACUGUAAUAAAGAUGAAUUCAGCUAGUGGAAGGCAUAAAGCUUUCUCCACUUGUGCCUCCCACCUGACAGCCAUCAUCAUCUUCCAUGGAACCAUCCUUUCUUUGUACUGUGUUCCUAAUUCCAAAAACUCAAGGCAUACAGUCAAAGUGGCCUCUGUCUUUUAUACAGUGGUGAACCCCAUGUUGAACCCCCUCAUUUACAGCUUGAGGAACAAAGAUGUGAAGGAAGCCUUCAAGAAACUGAUAUACAGAAAUGACUUUUCUCAUUGA